Molecule: messenger RNA, 930 nt
Organism: Trichoderma harzianum CBS 226.95
Lineage: Eukaryota; Fungi; Ascomycota; Sordariomycetes; Hypocreales; Hypocreaceae
Exons: 2
Coding region: 1-930 (309 amino acids)
Source: RefSeq, a predicted model, not a curated record
AUGUUGUCAUCCGCAACUCUCGCGGCCCUUCGUCGCGUGCUCAUCAGCUCCGGCGCGGCAGCUCCAUGGCGCCAAUCCACGGGCCUAGCAGCCCGCGCAUUGGUGUUGCGCCUUGCUACGCCAUCGGUGCGCACGAUUAGCAUCUCGGCAUCUAUGCGCUCGCCGGCGGCCAAGUCAACCACGCCAAAGUCAAAGACCUCGGCCAAGAAGAAAACGACGACCAAGAAGUCCACAAAGCCCAAGGCCAAGAAACCUGUCAAGAAGGCCGUCAAGAAAAAGGUCGCUGCCAAGAAGCCGAAGAAGGCAGUUAAGAAGAAGUUGACGCCUGAGCAAGAGGAAAGGGCUGAGAUUAAGAAGCUGAAAGAGAUGUCGCUGCUGAAAGGACCGACCUUGCUUCCGGAGACAGCUUGGAAUGUAUAUUUGGUCGAUAACAUUCGCGGCAGCAGCGGUUCAGCCAUAGAAAGAGCCAAGGCCCUUUCCACCAGCUUUAAGAACCUGACCGAGACCGAGAAAGAGCGCUUGGCCUCAGUCGGCAACUCCAACAAGAUUGCCAACCAAGAGACCAAGAAGAACUGGGUCCAGUCGUUUCCCCCCGAGGCGAUUUACACGGCCAACCUGGCUCGUCGUCGCCUGGCUCGCAAGACUGACAAGAGCAAGAUCUACUUGAUCCACGACGACCGACUUCCUCACCGUUCUGGAAACGCCUUCACUCUGUAUUUGAAGGAGCAGUAUAGCCUGAUUGGCGCCGAAAAAGCUACUGAUGCUAUGAAGACCAUUAGCGGGCAAUGGAAGUCACUGAGCCCCAGCGAGAAGGCUCCCUACGUCGAUCGGGCUAAUGAGCUCAACAAAGGAUCAGAAGGUCAAGCCAAGACCUUGAGAGAGAAGGGCAACCAGUACUGGAAGGAGAAGCUUGCCUCGCCUGCAGCUUAG